Molecule: messenger RNA, 1280 nt
Organism: Stomoxys calcitrans (stable fly)
Lineage: Eukaryota; Metazoa; Arthropoda; Insecta; Diptera; Muscidae
Exons: 3
Coding region: 94-1008 (304 amino acids)
Source: RefSeq, a predicted model, not a curated record
AUCGCGAUCAAUCGUGUUUUUUUUAUGAAUGAAUUUUAAUGGUGGACAGAAAAAUUUAAUGUGAUUGAGAAAAAAAAACAAACCGUCGACAAAAUGAGAAUACUUCGUUCCCAAUAUUUGCAACUUCAAAAGAAUGCAAAUAAUACAACAAAAACUACUUCGUAUCAUCAAACGCAGAUAACCAGCCGACCAGUUCCAUGCACAAGAAGCCAAAAGAUCUAUGAUCUUCGUAGUAGAGAUCAUGGAGGAAAAAUAUUGAGCAGACUUAAUAACGAUAAGAUUAAUAAAAAUUCCACAGCCAGUGCACGUGGUUCCUUACGACAGGCCUUGGUACGGACCGAAAGUGUUAGAAAUGUUACAUAUCGCCAUUAUUCCAGCGACUCAGAGAGUUCCAGUUCCUCAUCUACCACAGAUUCCUCAAAAACCUCAUCCUCCUCGACAUCUGAGUCCUCCUCUACCAGUUCCACCUCCACAUCCAAAACCGUAAUAUCCAAAACCAAUUCCUCGGGUUAUGACACUUUAAAUCAUAGCAGACAACAUGAUAUAAACCAUAGACAAAAUCAAGUGUCCUUGGUUGGUAAUGCCAAGGCUAAUGGUAUGCAAGCUACCUAUGUCAAAAGCAUGGUUGAGCAAUACAAUCACAUGCGCAUACGAUUUCUUAAUGUUCCACGUAAAGUGGGAAAAAUCAAUGUCACCGUUGAAUUUAAAGAUAUGGGACCAAAGUGGUUAAGUGCCCUAUACCAUCAGUAUGAGAACGACUUGUGGGCCAAAGAGCCAAGAGAAAAAUCAAGAACGGGCAAAAAUCGUUGGUAUUUUACUUGUAAACUGUGUCAAAGAAGCUUAUGCUCAUUUCCUUCCUUAAAGAGUCAUAUCAAUUCGCAUUUAGAGUUGUACCCGUAUGUUUGCAAAUUUUGCGCUAAAUCUUACACCAAUCGUAGCUCUAUUGUGACCCAUUUGAAAAGUAAACAUGAAAUCUAUGCAAAUUUUCAACUAUUUUUGGGACAAUAAUUGAAGUUUGACAAUGUCGAUGAUGAACGAAGAAGUUAUUGUUCCUUAUAAUUUUUAUCACAUUUAAGCCUGUUGAUCAGGUAUAUCGAAGAGUUAGAAACAUGUUUAUAAAUACCUGUUUACGUUAAAAACUUUACACGGACUAUAUUAUUUAAUUUUUGUAUAUUUUUGUGUUACUUUUUUUAUUAUUUUACACAGUUGACAUUAUUUUUUCUUUUUAAAUUGAACACUUUUUUGAGAAAAAUUGUACGAAGAUCUUUUAAAAUUAUUAU